Lactuca virosa is the source of this 939-nucleotide messenger RNA. The record is from the annotation of a GenBank genome assembly. NCBI's taxonomy places the organism in Eukaryota, Viridiplantae, Streptophyta, Magnoliopsida, Asterales, Asteraceae.
AUGGGCUGUGCAUCAUCGCAUCUGUUAAACCAUGACGAAGAUUUCAGCCAAAUUGGCAGCUCAGCCUUGGGCCACCAUAUCGUGUCUCUCACUUCCACCACGUAUGGCCUCUUGACGCUUGAUCCAUCUUCCACCAAACCAACUGUCUCCCCAACCCCUCCAUCCCGUGUGACCCUCCUCUCGAUCUUUCCCACAGCAGUUUCAGAAUCCAGAUCCGAAGCACCACCUGAAGUCAUCAACUCUUGGGAGCUCAUGGCUGGUCUUGAUUCCACCAUUGAAAGCUUCCGUCUUUACUCACAACCCUCUAAACGACACACCCUCGUCGAUAAAGAAAACUCAAACCCAAACAAAACUCCAAGCUCUCAAGAAAACUGUAAUCAAGAUCAUCAAAACCCUAUUUUUAUCAAACCCAUAGUAUCUAAAGCCUCAUUUCUAGAUGAAUUCGAAGAGCUAUGCCCACCUAGAGGCGAAAAUAUGGUAGUGGUGUAUACAACAACAUUGAGAGGAGUACGGAAGACAUUUGAGGAAUGUAAUGCGGUGAGGACAGUGAUAGAAGGACAUGGGGUGUUUGUUUGCGAGAGAGAUAUAUCCAUGGAUCAAGGUUUUAGAGAAGAACUGAGAGAGCUAAUGAAGGGGAAAGACAGGAGCGAACUGGUGCCACCAAGGGUGUUUGUAAAGGGGAGAUACGUGGGUGGAGCUAAUGAGGUAUUGAAGACGAUGGAAGAAGGGUCGUUGGGCCUAUUGCUUGAAGGUUUGCCUAAAUCAAAAGCUGGGUAUGUGUGCGAAGGUUGUGGUGGCGUUAGAUUCUUGCCGUGUUUCAGUUGCAAUGGGAGUUGUAAGAUGACGAUGGAUUGGAGGAAAGAGGGGGGGACAAGGGCGGUGGUUCGAUGUGGUGAAUGUAAUGAGAAUGGACUGGUUCACUGCCCAAUUUGUAGCUGA